This is a messenger RNA of Adineta ricciae, 996 nucleotides long. The record is from the annotation of a GenBank genome assembly. NCBI's taxonomy places the organism in Eukaryota, Metazoa, Rotifera, Eurotatoria, Adinetida, Adinetidae.
AUGACACGAACAAAUAAUAAUAACAUUGAACAUUCGCCAUCUCGAACGUCAUCUUCUUCAUCAUCGGCUAUAGCUCAACCUUCUUCAACUGAGCCGAAAGAUAUCAUCAAUCAGAAUGAGCUGACCAUUCAAAAGCUUCUGCUUGAAUUACAAGAUGAUCUGAAACAAACGAAGGACUGUUAUAAUCAAAGUCGUGAUGCUUGGCUUUCAAUUCAACAACAGCAACAACAACAAAAAUCGUCCACAUCACCGAAUGAGAAUCUGAAUUCUCAAUCAAUAAAAUCGAAUGUAUCACAAGCACUGACAAACGUUCAAAAUGAAAUUGAGAUGUACAAAACAGCACUAUCGAAAAUAUCUCAAGUUCGUCAAUUACAAAUUGAAAUCACCAAUGUCACGAAGAAUCAUCUUGACAUCAAUCGUAGUCAUACGACCAGACGAGGUCUCGCUGAUCUUCUAUCGCAUAUGGCCUAUGUUCUGAAGAUUUGGUAUGGAAGUGAACACACAGGAAACUGCUCCAAUAAGGGUGAUAUACCACCAUCACUAUGUGGCGCUAUUCCAGCUGCUCCGAAUCAUGUGUGCCAUGUAGGCGAUUUGAUCGCAGGUUUUGUUGAAGGCGAAGACGGUGAUGAAAACUGGAUUUUAGCCGAAGUGGCCAAUGUUCAUGCCAAUAAAACAAAGUACGAUAUUUUCGAUAUUGACGCCGAACCUGGUCAAGGACGAUACUAUAACAUAAAUAAACGUCACGUUAUUCCAUUGCCACAAUGGCGAGCAUGUCCACUGACAUGUCCUCAAGCGUUAUUUCCUCGACGUACAAUUGUGCUCGCAUUAUAUCCUCAGACAUCUUGCUUUUACAAAGGUAUCGUGGAGAGUAUUCCACGAGUUGGCAAAGACUCUUAUAGCAUCAUAUUCGAAGAUUCAUCGUACAACAGCGGUUAUUCACCGGAAUUUGAUGUUCCACAGAUGUUUGUUGUUGCUUAUAAAGAUGUCAAAAAAUAA